UGUUAGCAGACCGGAAGUUAGCAGACCGGAAGUGUUCUGUUCGGAGGCUUCAUCGUUUGGUAACACGAUCACUGUUAUUAUGCGGUGUCAUGACAUUGAGAUGGACACUGACAGAAGUAAGAACCAUCUUUGGCAGUCUGUGGUUAACAUACAAACCUUGAUGGAUGAACCGAACAGUUAUGUGUAACGUGCAAAUGUUAGCGACGUUGAACACAACCCACGUCACAAACAGGAAGUUGGAUGUGACAAACGUGAAAAACAAACGGAAGCCGAGAGGUGCAGCGACCGAAGUGUAAAGUGGGAAUUAUUAGAUCGAAGGAAAUGGACACAGGGAAAAUACACGCGACUCCUUCUUCUGUCGUGGGGACGCAAACAACGAGGAAAUCCAUGUAAACACAGUUAGCGCGAAUCACUCUCCAGUUUGAUUGAAGCUGCUCACUUCGCCUCUUUGGGAACAUCACCAGUCCAGUUUCAGGGAUUUUCACCAGUCAUGUUUCCUACUAGUAAACACAAGGAUGCAGUUCUCAGUGGGGCCGGUGUCUUCUACCAGGCGAUGCCUGCUGUUGGAGCCGAUGGAAAGAAAAUCAUGACACUGAUUCCUGUAAAACUGGUUAAUGGACAGUUUAUCCGAUAUGAAAUACGUAAACCCAGUGUGGAUUCUACCAUACAGAAAGCUGUAAAUAUUUCCUCAGCACCACUUCCGAUAAAAAAGAUUGUCACGAAUGUGUCAAAUGUCUUGCCUAGUCGAGGUGGAUUGGAUCCUGGUAAUUCACGGAACAAUCAUCCUCAACAGCAACAGACUGAAAGUUUAAUGUCCAAAGUGCCGACAACGCCUGCAACAAACUGUGUGAACUCUGUAAGACUUCCAUAUCAGCUCCCAGUGAUGGUGAAAUCUCCAGCACUCCCCAAAGGACAGCUUCUUCAGAUUCCCCCUAAUGCACAUGUGCGAACAUUGCCAGCAUCUAAACUUCCUCCAGGUAUCAAGAAGCAGAUUUUUAAUUCAUCAGCCGAUUCCACUCCGGUUUCAGGCGUACCCAGUGUAGUCUUUGUGUCACCGGUCACCACAGUGAGUCAAUGUGCUGCUCCACCAUGGGAUUCUGGACCUCAGUCACCCAGGCUGCCUUCUCAGACAGAAAAAACAGCUAAAAUAUCGAAGCCACUCUUGAAAUUGAUUCCAAAAGCUUCACCAGGGCCUGACGGCCCUACAAGGUGGGUAAUUGAAGAAGAGGACACCUCAACUGCUUCAUAUAUGCAUUCUCAUUCUGUUACUUCUCAGAUUAUUCGAACAGUGGCACAGAGAGAGAAAACUGACCAGUACUAUAAUGUUUCUGAGUCUAUCCUGGACAAAAGUGGACAAGAUGGACAACAGGAUAAUGCCUUAAUCAUGUGCAACGGGAAGGUAUUUUUUGUGGCCAAAAACAGCAGUCUACUAUUUCAACAAGGAGAAAACGACUCACCCACAGCAGCAACAAAAAGUUCUGAAAUCAAGGAAACCACAGAACCUUUAUUCCAACACCCUGUGGAGCUAGCUGUACCUCAAACACAGCAGGACAUCAGCAUUAUUAUUUUAGAUGAGCCAGAUGAAGUAAUCGAUCUCUGUGAUGACAAUACUCAGGAUGACUCGCAACAAGCACCAUCAGUUAGCACGUCAGCAGUCUCUCAUCAGGAUGAUGACAACGUAAUAUUUGUGUCAUAUAUUCCACCAAAAUCUGAGGCUGAGUUGACACAUGAUUUAACAGUUGAGACACAAACAACAAUAGAAAAGGACAUUGACCUGCUGAGCACGAGCCACUCGGACAGUUUGACACAGGAGAAGAGCUUGGGUGGUAGAGCUGACGCUGAUGGAUGGGGUGAAGGCGCCACUCUUACUGGAGGAAGAUCAGGCACAGUUGAAAAUGUCACACAUGUUUGUGCUUCUGCCGGGACGAGUGUGAAUGAUGACAAGGGCUCAAACAUGAACAGUAAGCAGAGCACUUCCACCCAACAGGAGGGGAGCAUGGGAGGUGAUGUUGAUCCAGAAACUCCAGCAGAUGGCAGCAGUGAAGCAUGCUCUCACAAACAGGAGGAGGCCCCUCCAGGUUGUCAGACAUCUUCACCGGCACCUCCACCCUGUAAAAUGGCUGACCGUCAGCUGAGCCAGAUGUUCGGGAUUACAGUUGAUGUGAAGAUUUGCCUGCAGAGGAUUGAUGAGGCCUCAGCUGGACUUGCAGAGGCUCGGAGUAGUGAGUUUAUAAACUCAGCAGAGGAUCGGCAUGAACCAGCAAAUGGGUUGAAAGAGAAGGAACUCUUUCUGCAGGACUUCUACAGGUCCUGUGAAAACCAGAACGUUCAUGUGAAGAGAGAGGAAGUAGUAACUGAAUGGGAAAAGCCAGCAGAUGCGGCCACUGUAACUGCUCACACAGAUGUCAUGUCUUGUUCACCCAAGGGGGCGCCAUGUGGUGUUGAAAACACAACAUUGAUUGGCUAUGUGGAACCGAUUGAUGAGGACUUCCUCAAUGCAAACGAAAUCGCAGAGUUGCAGGAUGUAGCAACCCUUCGACAGUCUCAGACUUGUGUGGACCUGAAUACAAACACCAGCAGAAUAGGAAGGACGAGGAAACGCCCCAUGUGUCCAUGUUGCGUCCCUGGUACUCCGGAGCCUGCAGUGAAAUUCAAGUCAGAGGAGCUGGAGAAAUGGGCAUGCAGAACAGAGCAGAUCAGUAAAAAAGGGACACGAACAAAAGCUGCUAGAAAAGGUGUGAUAACAUCUGGAAACAGCUGUCUCACAGUCAGAAACAAUCAGAAAUCUAAGACUCAUGAGGUUCCAGCUGGGGACAGUUUGUCCUCAACAUCCACGGACCCAGAUGAACUACAGAGACUCAAAGAGCUUCUGAAAGAGAGGGAGGCAGCUUUAGAACUGGAACAUGGAACAGCAUGAGCUGAGACAAGUCUCACCUUCCAAACUAAUAUUCUAACAAAUAUGCUAACAUGUGUUUUAAAAAGUUUUUAGAAUAUCAUUUGUUUCAUUUGUUCUUUGUGAACCAACACUAGGACCAUGAGUCAGAAUACACAGGCCUUUUGUUUGACAGACACGCAACACGGGGCCAGGUCGGAACCAAACCAGCGAUCGCUGCAGGAGGACUCAAGCUUCCAUUUGCAGGGCGUCCGCUAGCUCACCUUAGCUGCUUUCAGACAUACACACAAAUGUCAGAGUGAGAGCCUCCAGAGUUUCUGGGGACUUUCCCCUGCCAGGCCCUUGUAAAAGUUGCAUAAUGUCUGAUUGAGCCAAUGUGACAACACAUCAGGAGAUUCUUCGCAGGAUUAAGCGUGAGUGGGUGGGUGUGUUGACGUUUCUAACAAGCCACAGAUGCCACUUUUUUUUUCAUAUAUCUCAAGAUAAAAAAGCACCGCCAUACAGCAUUUGGUCAUGAGGGUUGAAGCCUGUGUUGAUGUGCAGUAAACAAAAACACAUGAACCCUGGAGCAGAAUUUACAUGUCACGUCUUGUUUCUGCCUGCCACACCACCCCUUCUGUGUUCUGUGUAUGUCUGAGUGCAGAAUCUCCUGCUGUGUUGUGUACACUGUGUGCACAAUUAUUAGGCAAGUUGUAUUUUUGAGGAUUCAUUUUAUUAUUGAACAACUACAGUGCUCUCAGUCAAUCCAAAAUGUUAAUAAACCUCAAACCUGAAUAUUUAAGAAAAUAAAAGUGAGGUUUUGGCUUUCUUAGGAGAAUAUAUAUGUGUGCACAAUUAUUGGGCAACUACUAGUGUGCAGAAUUAUGAUGCAACUAAAUGAAAAACGAAAAAUGUACAAAUAAACAUUUCUGACAUUUCAAAAAAAAAAUCAGUGACCAAUAUAGCCACCCUUCUUUUCAAUAACAGUAAUAAGCCUUCUGUCAGUUUCUUGAUCUGUUGACGAUCAACUUUUUCUGCAGCAGCAACCACAGCCUCCCAGACACUGUUCAGAGAGGUGUACUGUUUUCCUUCACCGUAAAUCUCCCGUUUAGGAAGGGCCCACAAGUUCUCAAUAGGGUUUAGGUCAGGUGAGGAAGGGGGCCAUGUCAUUAUUCUUUCAUCUUUAAGGCCUUUACUGGCUAGCCACACAGUGGAGUACUUUGAUGCAUGCGAUGGAGCAUUGUCCUGCAUACAAAUCAUGGUCUUCUUGAAAGAUGCAGACUUUUUCCUGUACCACUGCUUGAAGAAAGUGUCUUCUAAAAACUGGCAGUAGGUUUGGGAAUUGAUUUUGAGUCCAUCUUCAACCUGAAAAGGUCCAACUAGCUCAUCUUUAAUAAUACCAGCCCAUACCAGUACCCCACCUCCACCUUGCUGGCGUCUGAGUCGAAGUGGAGCUCUGUGCCCGUUACUGAUCCAGCCACAGGCCCAUCCAUCUGGUCCGUCAAGAGUCACUCAUCUCAUCAGUCCAUAAAACCUUUGAAAAAUCUGUCUUCAGAUAUUUCUUGGCCCAGUCUUGACGUUUCAUCUUCUGUGUCUUGUUCAGUGGUGGUGGGGUUUCAGCCUUCCUGACCUUGGCCAUGUCUCUGAGCACUGAUCACCUUGUACUUCUGGGCACUCCAGGUAGGUUGCGAGCUUCACGUUUGAUUCUUCUCAAAUCUUUGCCAGUUAAUUUGCGUCUUUUUCUCAACACGUUUCUUGCGACCCUGUUGACUAUUUGCAACAAAACAUUUGAUGGUUCUGUGAUCACGCUGCAAUCAGUGCUGCAUCCCUCUGAAAGACUUUUUACAAUUUUUGACUUUUCAGAGUCAAUCCUUGAUAUAGGGUGUUGAUCUCCUUAGGCCACACCCUCCCUCAUUACACAAAUACACAUCACCUGAUAUGCUUAAAUCCAAUAGGCAUUCAAGUUUAUACAGCUUGGAGUUGGAAAAUAUGCAUAAAAAUGAUGAUAUGGUCAAAAUACUCACUUGCCUAAUAAUUGUGCACACAGUGUAUGUGUCAAACGCAAACUCCUGACAAAGUCUGGACCCAAUCCUCCAGAGACAGGAGUCUGAAAACAGCCGUAGUUGCGCGGGCGCCCAAAUACAUUGAUUUCUAUUUGCUAACACACAUCUGGUUCAUAGUUGUCAGUUACUAAACGUUAUUCCACACUCACCAUCCAGUCAGAGUCUUGAGUUUUAAUUGGCAGUUGUUGGUUUAGAAACAUGUGCUUUUCUACCCCUGUUUUGAGUCAAUAAAAUUUGUUUUGUAUA
Messenger RNA from Hippoglossus stenolepis (Pacific halibut), 5181 nucleotides. RefSeq names its product ligand dependent nuclear receptor interacting factor 1 (gene lrif1). The transcript is spliced from 3 exons. Gene Ontology annotation, molecular function: nuclear retinoic acid receptor binding. NCBI's taxonomy places the organism in Eukaryota, Metazoa, Chordata, Actinopteri, Pleuronectiformes, Pleuronectidae. The record is from RefSeq and is a predicted model, not a curated record. Gene Ontology annotation, biological process: regulation of DNA-templated transcription. Bases 491 to 2917 code for a protein of 808 amino acids.